GCCACGCACACUCAGAACGGUGAAGCAGCAGCAGCAGCAGAAGUGGCAGCAGCUGGUUCUAUACUGCACCGUGACGACGGAGGCAAUUUCGCCAUAGCCAUUUCCCAUUCACCGUAACGCUCCAAAAUGCUCCUCAUUUUCUCUCUACAUUGAAUGCAAAGCUUCUCUCGUUGUUUGUAUCGACUGCUUUUAGGGUUUUGAUAUCUUGGUUAGCUUUUUAUCCAUUUGGGUUCUGUUUCUUUCAGGGUAGUGGUGUUUUUGCUGAUUUGCUUUCUGUUAGAUAUAGUGGAUGAAUUUGUAUCUUAGCUCUUGUUUAUUGAUUAUCUUGUUGGUUGCUCGUUGCUCAUUUUACCUAUAUUGAUUUUCAGUGCAUUUUCUUAGAAAUCUUUCAGUCUUUGCCAAUUGCAACAAGGGAGCUUUGGUUUUAUAUUUUGUGAAUUCCAACUUAUUUUGAUUUUCUUUUUAUUAUUUUGUUCUUUUUUCUUGUUUGUUCAUAAAGGGUAUAUUGAUAGAGAAUCAACUGGUGAGGAAUCUGAGAGAUUUCAUUUUGUUACUGAUAAGAUGGAUGAACCAACUGGUAUUGAUGCUGGUAAGGAAAAAGGAGGUAAAAAUAAGAGAAAAUUAGUUGAUCCUUCUGCAGAAAAUCCAGUUGAUCUUCCUUCAUCCCUGACUGAUUUGCCUGAAUAUGAAUUUCCUGCGGAGAAAUCUCAAAACCCUUCUGGUGACAUUGGGCCAUUUCAAGUUGAAUCAAGUAGGGGGCAGUUGGGAGAAGAGUUUGAAAUUGCUGAUUGGGAUGAUCCAAUUGUAUGCCAACUAGAGGAAUUGCUAUGUUCUAAUUUGCAUACAGUUUUCAAGAAUGCAAUUAAGAAGAUUGUUGAUUGUGGGUAUGAGGAAGAAGUUGCUGAACAAUUCAUUUCAAGGCAUGGCCUUUACCUUGAGGGGGAUCAUUUAUUUGAGAAUUUGCAGAACCUAGUGGAGUACACAAUGCUGGAGAUGAUUAGUGUACUUAGAGAGGUUAAGCCUUCUCUAUCUAUUGCAGAAGCAAUGUGGCUAUUGUUAAUGUGUGAUUUGAACAUCUUAAUGGCCUGUGAAGUGGAAGGAGACAUUUCGCACAAUUUUGGUUGUAAAGAAGUCUUUGGAGAGGGAUCCAUUGACUCUAAUUCUCAGUGGAGAUCGGAGGCUCAGAAAUCUGAAACCAUCCCUCCCAACCCCAAUGAGCCAAAUAUUUCCAGGCAUUCACUUCCUAAUUCCCAAAGUUUUCAGCCUGAAACACUCAGAUUUGGAAGUUUCCCCAGUUUACCUCACCCCCAAAAUCCUCUUGCCCGUGAAGGGCUGACACCAGAUAAGGAGAGUUCAGGUUCUUCCAGUGCUACCAAGGGACAUGUCCAGAUUACAUCUCAAGUAACUGUCCUUGAAGAAAAAUCAGUGGCUGGUCGAAAAGGUCGCAAAAAGAAAGAAAUAGCAGCGCUACGGGCAAAGGCACUUAAUGUGGAGAAGUACCGGGCUUAUGGGAAAGGAGGUUUUAGGUCUGGGAAACUAGCUGCCUUUGGUGGUUUUUUUUUGGAAAAGAAAAUGAAAAAUCCAUCUGAAAUUCCAGCCAUGCAUGUGAAAAAUGCUUCAAUGAAGAGAAAUACAGAAGCUGGAGCUUCAGCUGAUGGAAACCAUCAUGUUUCAACUAAUAUGUCAGCUAGUUUAUGUGUCACUGAUAACUCAUCAACAUGCCAUGCUAAGCUUACUGUAUCUGCUUCAUCUAAAGCAGAUACCAAGCUUGCAGUAUCAUCAUCUUUGGAAAAGAAACCUGCUCAAAAAUAUAAAGGCAUCACGUCAGUGACUCCUAGGAAACCUGAUCAUGAUGCUGAGAAGACUCCUAAGAAAGCUGAUAAUGAUGCUGAAAAGAAUCCUGCCCCCAAAUCUGAAGACAACAUUUCUAAGCCCUCUAAGGAGAUUGAUUACUAUGUUGGAAUUCCAUAUGAUGAGUCUGUGGGAAAGUAUGUUCCACAAGAUGAUAAGGACAGGCUGAUUUUGAAGCUUGUUCCGCAACUACAAGACCUGCAGAAGGAGCUACAUACUUGGACUGAAUGGGCCAACCAGAAGGUCAUGCAAGCUGCUCGUAGGCUCAGUGUUGAGCAGCCUGAACUCAAGUCACUGAGGCAAGAGAAGGAAGAAGGACACCAGUUCAAAAAGGAGAAGCAAAUGAUGGAGGAGAACACUGUGAAGAGGCUGUCUGAGAUGGAGUUGGCCUUGAACAAUGCCAGUAACCAGGUUGAGCGAGCUAACUCUACUAUUUGCAGGCUUGAGGUGGAAAAUUCUCUACUGAAGAGGGAUAUGGAAGCUGCUGAGUUACAGGCUGCAGAGUCAGCUGCACGCUGUCAGGAAGCAAUGGAGAGGGAGCAGAAGGCACUGAAGGAUACUCAAUCAUGGGAGGGGCAGAAGAGCUUGAUUCAAGAGGAGCUUGAGACACAGAAGAAAGUUUUAGCUGAGCUUCAGAAGGAAGUAGACAAGGCAAAAAGUCUCUAUAACCAAGCUGAGGCUAGAUUGAAGCAGGAAAGGGUGGGAAAGGAGAAAGUUCUUGAACAUGCUGCUUCAAUAAGGCGGGAACGAGAAGGAAUAGAAGCUGCUGCAAAAGCAGAGGAGGAUAAGAUUAAGCUCAAAGCAGAAAGUGAAAGGCAGAAAUAUGGGGAAGAGAUCAAAAGGCUCCAAAAUGAGUUAUCUGAGUUGAGGAUAAAGCUGGAUUCUUCAAAAAUAGCAGCUCUUAGAAGGAGCACUGAUGGUGGCUUUGGCAUGUUCUCUUCUACCAGCAAGGGAAACCAGAUUUCCAAUAUCUCUAAAAGGAUCUUUGAUAGCCAGGAUAAUCUCAGGAGCACAGGUUUAAAACAAGAUUGUGAGUGUGUAAUGUGCCUAUCGGAUGAGAAGGUUGUGGUGUUCCUUCCAUGCGCUCAUCAAGUCCUUUGUGAAAAAUGCAAUGAGUGCCAUGGAGAAGAGAUGAAGGAGUGCCCGAUAUGUAGGACUCCAAUCCAGAGGUGCAUUCAUGCGCGUUUUCCUUAGCCAUAGCCCACAGGCACUUUGAACCUAUUUUGCUGGAAUGAGUGGUUGUUUGAGCAAGGACUUGAAUAUAUGGGUGAAGUAGAGAUCUCUAGUGCUUGGGCCUCUUGUUGUUUUCAAGUUUUGGAAUAGUUUAGUUGGUACAAGUGGUUCAAAAGAAAGAAAUAGAAAAGAGAAAGACUCAAAAGAUAGAGAUAGUGAGGAUACAGUUAACAGCUUCACAGUUAUCU
Molecule: messenger RNA, 3272 nt
Organism: Rubroshorea leprosula
Lineage: Eukaryota; Viridiplantae; Streptophyta; Magnoliopsida; Malvales; Dipterocarpaceae
Source: the annotation of a GenBank genome assembly